Messenger RNA from Armigeres subalbatus, 3792 nucleotides. RefSeq lists its product as uncharacterized. NCBI's taxonomy places the organism in Eukaryota, Metazoa, Arthropoda, Insecta, Diptera, Culicidae. Gene Ontology annotation, biological process: regulation of post-transcriptional gene silencing. Bases 75 to 3629 code for a protein of 1184 amino acids. The record is from RefSeq and is a predicted model, not a curated record. The transcript has 5 exons.
AUUCAUUCGUGACGUCAUGCUGCAGAACCUAAUAAUUUGUUUUUUUCCUGUUUAUGUGAACAAUACUUCUAAAAAUGGAUGAAAUUCAACAAAUAAACAGCAAGCAAAGUGUUUUAGCAACGGCUGGUGCGAUUCAGAAGUGCAUAAAAUUAAUAAACGACAAGAAAGCAAAAUCCACCAACGAAAUUGAGCUGCUAAAAAAAUUAAUCAAAUCCGACAGUUCGAGAACGGCACAGCUGGCCGUUCAAGCACUGGUUCAGCUGGUAAAAAACGGUUCGCUAGAUCUAGGCCAAACGUUGGCAAUACUGGUUACGGCAUUGACCAAUUCAUCACCGGCCCAUUUUACUGCGGUGGGCGAUGGGAUGUUCGAGCUGCUGCUGCUGGAUUUUAAACGCCGGUGUUCCGUUUUGGCUGAUGAUCAGUCGUAUGUGUGCCAGUUCGAUCUAAAGCCACCGCAACAUCCGCUGCUAUUGCUGCUUAGCAAUAGAGACGUGGUCAACAUGCUGGCUUUUAGCGAAAAAAUCAAUCAAAUUUGUCAUCACCAUGACCAGGUAGUUCGAAAAAACAGCGUAGAAUUUCUCAGGCCAGUUUUUCUACAUGUAUUCAAUAAUCCCGCGCUAUUUCCUGAAAGCCUGAAAAUGUGGCGAGCCUUGCUUAAAAGCGCUGCAACUAAUGACGUUGCCGUGAAGAUGGUUUAUGAGAUCAUAUCUUGGAGUAAAACCUCAACUAGUGACAAAUGUCUUUAUACUAAUAACUUGCUUCUGGAAGCGCUUGAGAGUCUUUCUUCUGAGAAACAAAUGAAUUGGUUGUGUAGAGACAUUUGCAUGUAUAUGUCAGUUGUUAGUAAGGAACUUAUCAGCUUCAACUAUGAUCCAUCGGAGAACUUUUUGAAAAUUUUAGCAGUCCUUCACGUCGAUAGGAACGUUGCUUCCAUUAACUAUAACAGUGUGCUGCUCAUGAUCCUAGCCGAUAUUAUGCAAACCAUCGCACCUGCCCACAUUCUGAAUUUGAUGAGAAUAGUGAAAUUUCUGUUGGAGGCCGGAUCUAAUCGUUUGAGCCAACUUAUGAUUUUGGAUGGAGCAGUUCAACUUUUGGGACAGCAAACAUUUAUUCAAAACUAUCACGAGGAUUGUAACUAUAUUCUCAACGCUGUUCUCAACAACAUGUAUCCAACAAGCACUCAUGCUUCUUUUGAUAGUCGCCCAGCAAUCUACUUCCAUUCAGAUAUUGCAAAAUACGAUCAGUUCUGUAUGUGGUGGAACACUGUGGAAAUACAAAAGCAUUCAGUGGAUUGGCUCGUCAAAGGACUAAUGCGCACUGCUAGGUUUAGCGAAAAAGUUAUUCUGGUUCUUAGAGGACUGUUUUAUUCACGUGACAUCCGUUUCGAAGAAUGGAAAACACUUUUCGAUCAGCUCGUUCACUGCUCGAAAUCCAGCGAAGAAAACUGUUCAAAACUUGUAACGCCGAUAUUGUUUUUACUGGCCAAUGAUGGCAACCCGUACAAGAGGCUACAUCUGCUUAGAAAUCUGGCCUCAAUGGGUGCUAAAGAUCACGUGUUGGGUGUGCUGAAAGCAUUAGCGAAAGAUGUGGACAAAUCGACUAGUUUGGACUUAUAUCUUCGGCUGUGGAAAGCUGAACCACGAACAUAUCCAUUCCUGUACGACGUACUGAAAGACACCAGUCGAAGAACGAGAGAGGAUUCUUGGGAAACAACACUGGCCAGAACAUACACGAUUCGCGAGGUUUGUUUGAUCAAACCCCAGCAGCAUGGAGCUGAUUUGGUGAAUUUAUUUUCGACAAUUCUUAGUCACCCAGAGGAUGCCAGCAACGAAGCAGCGGUGGCAUUGGCCAUCGAUGCCAUUGCUAGCCUGUGUGAAAACCAUGUCGUCAACAUCGUCUCCACCUGGAAGGUGCUUGGCUUCAAAUUCACCCACGAAGUACGUCCUCGGAUCAUACGAAGCUUGUGCAGGUUUUUCGCCAACGUGCCUUCAAUCAAAGUGAACACCUUGGAACAGGAACGAUUGGUGAAUGAAAUUAUUCUUAAGCUGUGGCAGUUUGUAACCGAUUUUGAUGACUCAGAGGUUAUAGUGGCAGCCCUGGAAUCAUUGAAAUCCUUCAGCCCAGACAUGAUGAACAUAUACCAAAUUCCUGAAAUUUUUCGACAAGGAAUUCCUCUGCCCAGCGAAGAUGACGAUUCUUUAGAAGCGAAGCUAAUUCCAGCCGAUUGUUGGAUUCAGUUGAUACACUUUGUGAAUCAUUCUGCUAUCGAAGCAGCUGGAGAUCUGGUAGCGCAUCACAUUUACAACGAGAUCAAAGCAUACCGCGGGGGGAUCUAUCUUAAUCCAGAGGGACGACCGGAACCAACGACGCUGCGACACCUACCCAAGAGAAGUAUUCUCGCCGCAGUUAUACUACAUUUGAUUAACCAUGGAGGAAAAAUAAACUCCACUGACUCGAACGAUGUAGUACUGUAUAAUCUUCUCAGGAUCGUUGCUAAAAAGUAUCCCAAGCCGAUUCCCCCUCUUAAUUGGAAUUUUUUACACGAAUAUUUCCACCACUGCUUCGAAGCCAAGAAAUACUGUCUUCGUAUUGCAAUCAAACAAAUGCCCCACUCGGGAACAUCCAAGCGGAUCGUUGAGACAUUCCUCACGGAGUCGGUUGAAUCUGACAUGGAGGUGGAGGAUGUCUCUGUUAUCAUGGAAUCCUUAGACAUAAUUACUGAAUCGGUGCAAAGCGACAUCUACAAGAGGUAUCUGCAUUUGGCAUUGCAAUUUUUGCUUGAGAAGUCUGAGGAGAGUAAAUCAAAUACUGGAAGCCCGUUCACCGAGACAGUGCAACAUUUGAAGACUGCUGUUAUGAAGACUACGUAUCAAAACGAAGAAAACUUCGACUACCUUUGUGAGGUUUUGGAGAACUUGUUCAGCCGCUUUCAUGUUGAUACAAAGUUAUUUACCGAAUACCUUAAAGUGCUGAGUGUGCUACCUCAAAAGUAUUUGACGAAUCUUCUGAAACCUAGCACGUGGAUAGACAAACGCAACCAAGCCAAACUGGAAAAGGUUAUCGUUCUGCAAUUGUCCAUACACAAGCAUAAUCCGACUGCCAUCGAUCUGCACCUAUACGGACUGAGUGACAUUUUAAGAACCAUCGAUUCAUUUGAAGCAAAAACGGGAAACUAUUUUUUGCGUUCGUUUUUUGACUUCGUGCCUACGCUAGAAAACUCUAAAGCUCUGAACGAAUGGAUAAUUGAGCUUAUUGGUUACAUACAAUCGGAUUUGGCCGAAUCAAAUUGUGUUCCAAUGAAGAAGAUUUUCCUAUUCCUGGAUGUGUUUUUCAUAGCGGUGAUCAGUUUGUCAGGUUAUGGAGCUCUGCUCGGGGCGGAAGCCAUUGUGGAAAGUCUGGACAUGAGACUUUCCGUUUUCCCACCAAGCCUUAUCACAAUAUUCCAGAUGAACAUGUGGAGAGAAAUCGAAAACAAGAUAUAUGAAUUUCUGUACCAUUUGUAUAAUCACCCAAAUAUUUCUAUGCCACAUGCGGACUGCUUCAGAAAUGCUUUGCUGUGUUGCAAAGAACAGCCAUAUUUACUGCAACCGAAAGCAUGGCCAAAAUUUGUUUCAUUACGAAGGCUGUGAGUAUAACUAAUUACUUUUCUACGGUUUUGCAUAUAACGACAACUGUGUCUGAUGAUAUUCGUGGCUUUUUAUAUAACUAAACUACUCCGAAAGCAUAGCUAGGUAGAUAUUUACUCUCGUUUCUAAUUAUCGCUAAUAUAUUUAUUUUACUCUUCAUACGCGA